Messenger RNA from Purpureocillium lilacinum, 648 nucleotides. The record is from RefSeq and is a predicted model, not a curated record. NCBI's taxonomy places the organism in Eukaryota, Fungi, Ascomycota, Sordariomycetes, Hypocreales, Ophiocordycipitaceae.
AUGGGCAGGGGCAGCCAGGCUUUCUGCCGUCCUUCUAGAAACCGGCUCGCGCGGUUGGUGUGGUGUGGCAUGGUGUUGUGGGUGUUGCGUCGAGGGACGGGCUGCCGACGAGAUUGGGCUGCCGACGUCGACGGGCUGGCAUGGCUGCGAUGGAGGGUAGGGGCCGCUCGACGAGACCAUUGGGCGACGGCAACGGACGCAGGUAACAUCGCCCAAAAGGAGGAGGUGGCCGGUUCGUGUUGGCGAGCACUGCGUCUCUGGCGUGGCGUGGCAUCGCAUGGCAUCGCGUGGGCGUCGGAAAGCCAUGCGUGGCUUUGCCCGUCUCGACCAGUCUCAGGCACUCGUAGCCGCCAUUAUCACCGCGUCCUCUUCUUCAUCGACCGGCCGGGAUGGGUGGGGGUCACGGAAGGCGGAGGAUCCUCGCGUGCUGGGGCCCAGGGACGGGCCAAGCAAAAGGGAAUGGCUUGCGAUGGCGGCCGGAUGACGCUGAUGAUUCGCAUGGACGGUUGGCGUGGAGGGGGACGGACGAUGGCAUGGAUGGGUGAGGGAGCGAGCAAGGCGAGCCAAAAGGGACCCGGCCGGGCUGGCCUCAAUCAGGCACGAGGGGGGAGACACCAAUGGACGACCCCGGCAAGGCUGGCGCGCUAG